AUGCAAACACAGUUGUUUUUUCGGCCAUCCAGUUCAACAGAUGAUAUCUCAAUGCGAUCUACACUUGCAUUUUCAGAUGCCAAGUUUGAUAUGAAUUUGAUGCGGGAACUCGCUGCAAACUGGGUGCUCAUGCACGAGCAUCCAUUUACAAUUGUGGAGGAGGAAGGUUUUAACGUAAUGCAAAAAUGUGGUAUGCCACAAUGGGAGAAGAUAACACGUACUGCUUUGAAACAACAUUGUGUGACCGUUUAUGAGGUAAAAAAGAAGAAGUUAGUUAAUUUGUUUAAGAGUAUUAACAAGAUUAGUUUGACAACUGAUCUAUGGAAUUCUUCUAAUCAGAAGCUUGAGUACAUGGUUGUCACCGAACAUUUUAUUGAUAAUGAUUGGAAGUUGCAGAAGCGUGUGCUCAAUUUCGUUCAUAUACCGGCUCCUCGACCUGGUGUUGAGAUUGCUGCUACUAUUCAUAAGUGUUUAAUGGAAUGGGGAAUUGAGAACAAAGUGUUCGGUAUCUCGGUUGACAAUGCUUCAAGUAAUGACGUGGUAAUCAAGAUUUUGAGGGAGAAUUUAGGAAGAAACAAGAAGCUAAUGUGUGGUGGGAGGUUGUUUCAUGUGCGGUACGCGGCACACAUAUUGAAUCUCAUGGUUCAGGAUGGGCUUUCCCAAAUUAAGCCCAUCAUUCAAGAAGUAAGUGACUGUAUUUUGUAUGUCAAGCAAUCAGAGACCAGAGCAAUUAUGUUUAUAGAGAUUGUUCAGAUGUUGCAAUUGCCCAGAAGGAAACUCAUACUUGAUUGCAAAACGAGGUGGAAUUCUACUUAUCAACUGUUGACACUUGCAAUUCAGUACAGAGAUGUGUUUCCGAUGUUAGCUCAAUUGGAUAAUAACUUUACUUUUGCCCCAAUAGAUGAAGAUUGGGAAAAACUUAAGAAAGUGUGGGAGAUUUUGGAAGCCUUCAACUCGGCAACUAAUGUCAUAUCAGGGAGUGAGUACCCCACUUCUAACUUAUUUUUGAAAGAAAUUGUUGACAUAAAAGAGUUGCUAGAUGAAAAAUGUUCUGAUGAUGAUGAUUUUAUUCGGGCAAUGGUAGGAAAGAUGAAAGAAAAGUUUGACAAGUAUUGGGGAGAAUGCAAUUUCGUUAUGGCAAUUGUAGCUGUAUUGGAUCCAAGGAUGAAAAUGAGGAUGCUGCAAUUUGCCUACCCACAAAUGUAUCCUGCUGAAGAAGCAUAA
Pistacia vera is the source of this 1224-nucleotide messenger RNA. Its product is annotated as zinc finger BED domain-containing protein RICESLEEPER 2-like. Lineage: Eukaryota; Viridiplantae; Streptophyta; Magnoliopsida; Sapindales; Anacardiaceae. Bases 1 to 1224 code for a protein of 407 amino acids. The record is from RefSeq and is a predicted model, not a curated record. The transcript has a single exon. Gene Ontology annotation, molecular function: DNA binding.